Molecule: messenger RNA, 237 nt
Organism: Opisthocomus hoazin
Lineage: Eukaryota; Metazoa; Chordata; Aves; Opisthocomiformes; Opisthocomidae
Gene: COX7B
Product: cytochrome c oxidase subunit 7B
Biological process (GO): mitochondrial electron transport, cytochrome c to oxygen
Cellular component (GO): mitochondrion; respiratory chain complex IV
Source: RefSeq, a predicted model, not a curated record
AUGUUCCCCGUGGCCAGGGCUGCUCUGAACCUCACCGCUCGUGGCAUUCGGCAUACUGCAGUAAGACAAGCUCAUCGUAAAUAUGAGCCUGACUUUCAUGAUAAAUACGGAAACCUGGUACUCCUUGGUGGAGCUGUAGUUUGUACUGCUGUCUGGGGAUAUGUAUUUACAAAAGGUGGAAUGGAGUGGGGCUUGUCACCUGUUGGCAGGGUCACGCCGAAAGAAUGGAGGGAGUAA